This is a messenger RNA of Sturnus vulgaris (Common starling), 6064 nucleotides long. RefSeq names its product sorting nexin 29 (gene SNX29). NCBI's taxonomy places the organism in Eukaryota, Metazoa, Chordata, Aves, Passeriformes, Sturnidae. The record is from RefSeq and is a predicted model, not a curated record. Gene Ontology annotation, molecular function: phosphatidylinositol binding.
UCCGGCGGACGGAGCCCCGCGGGCACCAUGAGCGGUUCACAGAGCAAUGACACUAAAAGACAAUUUCUUCUAGAACGGCUACUGGAUGCAGUUAAACAGUGUCAAAUACGAUUUGGAGGAAGAAAAGAAAUUGCUUCAGACUCUGAUAGCAGAGUGACCUGUUUGUGUGCUCAGUUUGAAGCUGUUUUCCAGCAUGGCCUGAGGAGGAGCCGGGGAUUGGCACUGACAGCAGCAGCAAUCAAACAGGCAGCAGGUUUCUCCAGCAAAACUGAAACAGAGCCAGUGUUCUGGUAUUAUGUGAAAGAAGUGCUGAACAGACACGAGCUGCAGCGCUUCUACUCUCUGAAGGCCAUCACCACAGACAUUGGCAGGGCCCGGGCCUGGCUGCGCUGUGCUUUGAAUGAGCAUUCCCUGGAAAGAUACGUUCACAUGCUGCUGGCAGAUAAGAAUCGCCUCAGUGUCUUCUAUGAAGACUGGUCCUUUAUGAUGGAUGAAGAACGUUCCAGUAUGAUCCCUACAAUGGCAGCUGGUCUGAACUCCAUUCUUUUUGCUAUCAACAUUGAUAAUAAGGAUUUAAAUGGGCAGAGCAAAUGCACACCCACUGUGUCAGAUUUGUUAAAGGAAUCCACACAAAAUGUAACGUCGUUAUUGAAAGAGUCCACUCAGGGUGUGAGCAGCCUCCUCCGGGAGAUCACUGCCUCGUCUGCAGUCUCCAUUCUCAUAAAGCCUGAGCAGGACUCUGACCCACUGCCUGUUCUGUCCAGGAAUGUCAAUGCUGAUUUGAAAUACAAAAAAGAUCGAAAAAAGAAGAAGAGAGUGACUAAUAUUAUUUCAUUUGAUGAAGAGGAAGACGAGCAAAACUUGGGGGAUGGCACAAAGACUCUGGUUACAGGAGAAAGUUCAGAGGAGAGUGUAGACAGAUCUUCAGUUCUUGCAUUGUCCUCAUCUGAAAGCACUCUUGGAAAAAAUCUGAAUGGGAGUGAAAGUAACCAUUCGUGGAAGAGCAAUUCAGUAUUCAUGAAUGGAGAGUAUGAAUACCAGAAACUGGAUGUGAAGAGCAUUGAUGAUGAAGAUGCAGAUGAGGAUGAGCUAUAUGGAAAAUCAUUAGGAAAUAAAGGCACAGGGGGUGGAACUGAAGCUUCUGAAAAGCCUCACGAAAUAGUCACAUGCAAUUCUCAGAUAUGCAGCUGGAGUCCUCUGCAGGUCCUGAAUGAUGACUCAGAUGUUCUAUUUCCUGUCAGUGCUGUUGGCUCUUACUCCCAAUCAGAUAACUUGGAGAAUGGAGAGGAGCAUGAACAUGCUGUUCAUCCAGUAGAACUGGUUCCAAGGAGAUCUGAUCUUCCUUACAGAGUGGAAGUCAGUCCUGCAGCUCAAGUGAAUACUUUAAGCAAUAUGUUGCCUUCAGCCACUGUGCCAGAAUCCAUGACAAUUAAUGAACUUCGUCAAGCUAUCGUGGCCAUGAUGAAUAGAAAGGAUGAACUGGAGGAGCAGAAUAGAUCCCUGCGAAAUCUGCUCGAUGCAGAGAUGGAGCAUUCUGCAGCACUGAGGCAGGAGAUGGAGAACUGCAGAAGGAAGGUGGCAGAACAGGAAGAGCGACAUUCCACCAAAGUCCAAGCCUUGGCACGAGAAAAUGAGGUGCUAAAAGUACAGCUUAAGAAAUAUGUAGGAGCUGUCCAGAUGCUCAGAAGAGAAGGUCAAACAGUGGAAGUUCUGCCAAACAUUUGGGGCACUGAUGGUGAAUUUACAAUUCCAGAACAAAAGCAAGUAGAAAACAAUGAGGAGCUGGCCAACUCUUAUGAAAGGAAAUUGAUUGAGGUGGCUGAAAUGCACGGGGAGCUGAUUGAAUUCAAUGAGAGGCUGCACCGUGCUCUGAUGGCCAAGGAAGCUCUGGUGUUCCAGAUGAGACAAGAGCUAAUUGAUCUGAGAGGGCCGGUCCCUGGAGAUUUGAGUCAAACAUCUGAAGAUCAGAGUUUAUCAGAUUUUGAAAUAUCAAAUCGUGCUCUUAUUAAUGUUUGGAUUCCCUCUGUUUUUCUGCGUGGAAAAGCUGCCAAUGCAUUCCAUGUUUAUCAGGUUUAUAUCAGGAUAAAGGAUGAUGAGUGGAAUGUCUAUCGAAGGUAUGCAGAGUUCAGAAGUUUGCAUCAGAAAUUACAGAAUAAGUACCAGCAAGUGAGGACUUUCAACUUCCCACCAAAAAAAGCCAUUGGAAACAAGGAUGCAAAGUUUGUAGAAGAGCGACGCAAGCAGCUACAAAAUUACCUAAGGAAUGUAAUGAACAAAAUUAUUCAAACAGUGCCAGAAUUCACAGCCAAUCCCAAAAAAGAGACACUUAUUCAGCUGAUGCCCUUUUUUCUUGAUAUCCCACCCUCUGGAGAAGCAGUGAGCAAAAGCAAUCGCUCGAAAGUGACCACCCGCUUCCCCAAACUGUCCCGUGGCCACCCAAGGGAGCCCCGGAGCCUGGAGCCUCAGAGUGGCGACCUCUGACCCUUCUCCUGAGUUGCCACUACGGGCAGCACACACUUCAAGUUGUUCUGUGGUUCCUUCCUAGCCUAUAUUUAUAAUUUAAGCUCCUGAAGAGACUACAGCUGCAUCAACUUAAAUCCUGAAAAGAGACAUUCAUUACCAAGGGUCAUAUCCUGAUUAACUACUUUGGAAGGCAGUAAUCACUUUCUCAAAAGAAUAUGAGGGCUCUUCACGAGAGCUCAGCAAACUGAUCGGCAUUUCCUUUGUUUUGUAAAGCUGCACUGCACAAAUUCUCCUUUGUUCCUCUGAAGUCCUGUCACAAUGAAUUCCUUGUUUGUAUUAUGUUGUCCCUUUUUCCAUGUACAGUUUUCUGUUCCAGAGAGACAUGGGGUUCACGUUAAGACAAUUUUUUUUUCCUUAGAAGAACCAUUAUGAUUUUACUUAAUAUGUCAGAAGGAUGUGCUUAAAAGAACCUCACUAAUUUAUUACCUUUUGUAAAUAGAAAGACUGGGUUGUUUUGUUUUUCUUAUUGUAAACCUCUGACACACAAAGGUUUUUUAAAAACUUGACAGUGUAGAUGAUGAGAAAAAUUACAGGUGGAAAAAUAGCUUUUGUACAUUUCUAGUUAGAUAUUCUCAAUAGCAUUCAUUUGUGGGAAGUAAUUCUUUAAAAUCGGAGAAUGUAAUAAUUUUUUUAGAGAAAUUUCAGUCUUCUGUAAGGCAGGUGCAAUAUUAUUAAUUUCUACAAACCACCACAUGGAUAUACAAAAUUAGCAUGAUACAAAACAGUGCUUUGAAGUCUUGGAUUAUAUUGAGUUAUUAAUUUGUUGCUUAUGUUACAGAGCAGUCCAUCAUUAACAGAGAGUGGAAUUAACAGAGUGGAAUUCUUAAUCUGAUUUUGUAAAAUCCUUCACAUGGUGAUACUUUAAAAAUUGCCUGUAAUGAAAGUGCCUGUUACCCAUCACCUCUUAUUGAAAUGUAAUUUGUAAUGCUACAACUGUAAGAGUAACUAAAAAAUUGUCAAGAAUUGUUACAAGUGAUGGAAGUCCUGACAUGGAUUAACUGGAAUCCAGUUCAGUAUCCAUUAGCUGCACUGCCGUAGGCAGUUAAUUAUGGUUUAGCUAUCUUCUUCUCUUCAUUAAGUUUAAGCAGUGUAUGUUCAAAUUUCCUAUCAAUUGUGUUCUGGUUUUCCUUUAUGUAAGAACAUCUUUCCUCUCAGAAGUUUCUUUGGAUAACGUUACUUAAAUUGAUGUAUCUUGUAAUUUUAUUCUCCCUUCAUUAUAUUAAAUUUUUACAUCUUAUUCUCCAGGAAAAAACAAGCUGAUGAUGCAUAGCAGACUUUGUACCUCAGUGCUUCACUAAAGUUGCAGCAAACUGGAGCUUGUGUUCUGCAUUGCUGUGAGCAGCGAGUGCUGUUCAGGCAGGUCAGUCAUUUUCGGUGGCACCUCUCAGGUGAGAAGGGCUUUGUUACCCACAGUGAGUAAUCAGCAAACCUGAGCCUGAGCCCCUCGAGCUGGACUCCCACCACUGAAAUAUGGAGCUUUAGAUUGCACUCCACUGCAAAAUGUGGCAGAGAGGAGUAGGAUUCAUCUCCAGGUCAGAAAUUUCAGUAGGUGAAAUACCACCAAGUAAAAUCAUGUCACAGAAAUGGAACAAUGCUUGCCAGUCAGUAAAAGGUCUCAGUUACCACACAGACAAAGAGAAAAGCCCAAAGGCCAGCCUGGGAGCUCGCUGCUGUGUGUUCAUUAACAGAUUAAUUACUGUUGGUGUUUUGUGUUAGUUACAGUGUGACACUUAAGAAGAAAGGAAAGUGAGUAGAUUGGCAGUUAAGUAGCUUCUCCAAACUCUUCAGCCUGAUGCACUGCUAAUGGUUUAAUUUGUCUUUGUUGGAAAGAAAAGUAGCUAUAAUGGUGGUCUCACUUUGAAACAAUUUUAACUCAUUUUUCAGAAAGUGGAGACUUGGUUAGUAGAAAUAUGGCACAUGUACUAACACUGAAUUGCAAGUAAAUUUGAAAGAAAACACUGUGUGGAAACCUUUGUGAUGUAUCUGUUACAUGAAGCUCUAUUCAUUUUCAAGAAAUAAUUCACAGAUUCAAGUACUUAUUCAGCAAGCUGCAAAUGGUAAGAAAUUUCAUUUACUGCAGACUGAAUUUCUUUUUAGUUGUUUAAAAGGAAUUUUUUGUAUCUGCAUUUGGCUCUUAAAAUUAUUUCAUUCCUGAUAAUCUUGCUUCUUGUAAUUUUUUAAAGUACGUAUGUAGAUCUUAUAAAAAUACUAAACUUGUUUACCGUGUACAAAUUGCUCUUUGUUAAUUUUAGCUGAAUUUAGCUGCUAAGAUUACAGUCUGCAAACAAUGUUCACUUGGUGAUACAAGAUACCAUAAUGGGUGCAUUACUAAUCCAUUUAAAAGCUCAGCUGUGGUUUCUCUAAAAUCAGGAAAUAAUCAGAUGAAGGCCUUUCUUCACAAGGUGGCAUUCCCACUUUAUACCCCUGGUUAUGUUGAGGGCUACAGAGGUACCUGCAUGAGUGCCACCAGGGGCCUGCUGACAGGAACGCCCAAAUUUUUACUGCCUCAAGACAUUCGGAAAGGCCCUGUCUAAAAUCCUGUAUCUCUUACAAUCCCACUUCUGUUCAUUCACCAGAACCAGCAAAGCCUCUUGAAGAAGGUUGACCAGUUGCUAUUAAGAAUCCCAAGCAGUUCCAUUGUUCAUCUGAAGUAGCUGUAAGUGUGACAAUGACUCUGCCAGUGAAAAGGUUUUAUCAGCUCUCCUGUUCACCCAAUUCCAUGCAGUUAAAAUUUUGUACAGCUCUAAAUUUCCUUUGGCUGAUUCACAGCUCUUAAACCCCCAAUCCAUGCUCAGAGAGCAGCUCACAAUGAGUUCGUUACUAAUGAAUUAUUAAUUAAUUCGUUAGUGCCCGUUCUGCACCAGUGGCUAGUGCUGUAAUCCCAGGACAGAGGCCUUGGGACAGGCUGGGCCCUGGAGCUGUUCCUGGCUGGUAGAACCAGCCUAGAGCAAUUUGUGGUCUUGUUUGCAUUUCAUUCCUGCUUUGUCUUUAGAUCCAGGGCUUCUCCUCUGCGUCCUUUCGUGACUGUUCAAAAUAAACUGUAAAAAAGUGGCACAGCUUCUACUGCAGUGCUGUUGUCCAGUCACCUCCACCAUGAGCCCUUCCCUAAGAAACAGAGAGAGCAGGCAGAGCUCUUGCAGCUCUUGCAGAUGUCUCGAUCAGUAUUCACAGAUUGUGGUUUUUCAGAAUCUCAUUUAUUUAGAUUCUCUCAUUCAUUAUAGAGAAUGCAAUGUGUCGACUUGGCUUUUGCAAAUUAAAUCUAAGUUCUCAAUAAUAAUAAUAAUAAUAAAUCUCUAAGGUUUAUAUGAACCAGGAUAUUGACAUAGCUAUAAAGGCUUAAAUUGAUGUCUCCAUUAAGUCACAUAUUCUUAGGAAGAUAAUAAUUUCAAAGCCAGUCUUUUUAAUGGAAUAUAUUGUUGAUGUGAUAGUUGUAAUCAAAUUAUACUACCUUACAGAAUCUACUGCAAGUCAUAAGCCAUUUUGAUUGAAUUAAUACAAGCAUUUAGAGAAAGAACAGAAUGGUAUUAAAGAUUACUGGCUC